Molecule: messenger RNA, 1818 nt
Organism: Xyrauchen texanus (razorback sucker)
Lineage: Eukaryota; Metazoa; Chordata; Actinopteri; Cypriniformes; Catostomidae
Gene: mffa
Product: mitochondrial fission factor a
Exons: 8
Coding region: 148-1053 (301 amino acids)
Biological process (GO): positive regulation of mitochondrial fission
Cellular component (GO): mitochondrial outer membrane; peroxisome
Source: RefSeq, a predicted model, not a curated record
CGCGUCUCUCUGCGAUCUGUGUCGAGCUGAGCAGUGCUGUACUGCAGGAUGAUUCUCUGCCUUUGAUUAAUCACGAAGUAAUCGGAUUUUACUCCAUCAACCCAUUUACACGUGUGCAGUCGGUCGGGGGAUCUCAUCUCGGUUAAGAUGAAUGGAGCGUCAUUCCCCUCUCCCACAGCCGAGAUGGCGGAGAUGAACCGCAUCCACUAUGAGCUGGAGUACACAGAGGGCAUUAGUCAGAGAAUGCGUAUUCCCGAACAGCUCAAAGUGGCUCCGUAUGGCUCAGAGGAGCAGGAACCUGAGCUGGAGGCCCUCAUGAUGCAGGUCCCUGACAGAAUCAUAGUGGCAGGGGACAGUGAUGAUUCCCAGUUCUCCCGAUCCAGAGAUUAUGACCUCAUCCAAUCCACCCCAAUAGAGGCAACACUGUCCCUCAAGACACCACCUCGGGUCCUUACUCUUAACGAACGCCCCUUCGACUUCCAAGAAAUGGAACAGUCAAGCUCUGCUAGCCAGCCCAGUGAAGAAGUGCGCACACAAAGCAAGACACGUAGAGAACGCUCAGUCAGCGAGAACAAAGGUGUGCAUCACAAUGUGCAGCUGCCCAGAAACGACUCCAUUAUGACUCUCUCCCCCCCUGCUACAUUGCGCACUAUGGCUCCUCUUGGUGGCGCCGAGGAUGGGUUUAACCUCUUCAGCGCCCGUGGUGUCCUUUCUUUCAUCCAGUCAACCACACACCGGGCCUACCAGCAGGUCUUGGAGGUCCUGGAUGAGAACCAGUGCAGCAAGCCAUCUCUAAGAGGGGGUUCAACUCUCUCUAACCCCCAGCAUGACAACAGGUAUGCACUGGCCACACUGGACUCUACUCUAGAGGGAGGGGUAGAUGACAUGGCUGUUGUGGACGCCACUUCUUUACGCAGACAGAUUGUCAAGCUGAACCGCCGUUUGCAGCUCUUGGAAGAGGAGAACAAAGAGAGAGCCAAACGAGAAAUGAUCAUGUAUUCAGUCACUGUAGCUUUCUGGCUUAUUAACAGCUGGGUUUGGUUGCGUCGCUAAAACAACAGAGACUCCGCUAUGUGGGAAGGGCAAGCCAGAACCACACCCCCUCUAUUCUAUGUGUCAAACUUUAGCCAUAUAUUCUCAUGGCGAACAGAUUUUGUUUUCUUCACAGCAAGAGCCGUAAAGUCAGGGAUAGCUGUUCCUUUUGGGUUAGUCUGUCUGUUUUUAUUUCAAUAUAAUGUAUGUAAAUUUAUUUUUUUAUUAGUACAAUUGCUUUUUUCUGGUUUUCAAAUGUUUUUAAGGACUUUAAGUAAAGCCAAGCAUGACCCAGAUGUAUAUAUUUUUCCUCACGUGUCUUUCAGCUGUGGCUGUGAUCACCGGUUUUUCCAUAGGUUAUACAUUUGUAUAAUAAUUUGUCAUCUUUUACAAAGACCAAUGAAGCGGGGUGCACUAAAAUAUCCUAGACAAAGGAAAUGUUAUAAUAUUCAAUUAUACUAUUCACAGACUGCUGUGACAUAUGGGAACAUUAUGUAUAGCCUGAAGAGAUCCAUUGGUGUUCAUAUAUUUUAGUAGCAAUGUUCAAUUUCAUUGACAUUCAAACCAUACAUAACUGUGUGUAAUUUAAUUAUGUUCAUCAUCUAAGGAAAACAUUUCAACACUUGAAUAUGUUAACUGUUAGCUAUGAUAUUUCUGCUACAACCCUUCCAAUGUUUGUUUAGGAUAUUACGGAAAUUAUACAGCUUCAGACCGUACAGUUUCCCUCUCACAAAGUCAUACAAAUUAUAUUGCAAAGGCUUUAUUUGAAUAAAUGAAAACAAAAGU